GCGUGUUUCGGUGCAGUACCUUCCAAUCCGUCACCAAGGGAUCAACGUUUUCGCUCUGAUGCCACUCCCGCGAUCACAUUUCCCCGUAACCGAUUCAGUUUUCGCAUAGACUAACACUUGUGAAUUUCUAAAAAACUCGUACUGGGAUUGUCUAGUAAUGCACCCCUGUUUCAACUCUUUUCAGUAAUUGUGAAUUCGUGUUGUGAGCUACAGCUUAAUUAAAAUUUAGGAAUAAAGCUGUGCAAGCGUCAACAAUCUUAAAUAUCAUGAUUCAGAUUAGCAACAGUUGGACAAAUCCUUAAACUGUUAUCGUAUUGAUUAAAAUACCAACCGCAUUGAAGUACAGAUCUUUUAAAAUGAAUACAGAUUCAAUAAAAUUAAUCUUCCUACUCGUGAACUUUCGAUAUGAGUCUUGAAAAGUGAGGCUGUGAAUUUUUUUCGCCAUUUCUUUUGAUUCUGCUUGAAUCUCGUUACAAAGAAGCAAGAAUUGUUUGGACUAGCAGAGAAUCGAUCGACGACUGGUGUCUAUUGUUCAACGAAGGUUUUCGAAGCUGGGAUGUACGACUAUUUCCAACGUCGCCGCGGGUUUUUCGCGCUGCUUAGCGCUCCCGCCGUUUCUCUGGUUUUCACAGUCGAGGAGGAUGGUUAAACGUGCGCGAACAGUGACGUUUCGAUAAGAAAAUGCCACGAUGCUGCGGCGCGUCUUUGGUAUCCGUCAUGGACGGCGACGGGUCCCCACAAACUCUCGGUUUGCAGAUUCAGGACGGAACUACAAGAAAUAAAACGGCAUUAGCGCCCGGCCACAGUUUGAUGGAUUGGAUUCGAUUAGGCAAUUCAGGCGUCGAUUUAACUGGUGUCGGUGGUGUUUCAAAAGUCGUAACAUUAGCCGAACUGGCCACUCACAAUAAGCAAAACGAUGCUUGGAUCGCGAUUCGAGGAAUCGUGUUCAACGUAACGCGGUACAUGGACUUCCACCCCGGAGGAGUCGACGAAUUGAUGAGAGGCGUCGGAAAGGACGCCACGAAACUCUUUGAAAACGUGCACCCUUGGGUGAAUUACCAGAGCAUACUUCAGAAAUGCGUCGUCGGGAAGUUAAAUCGCGGAUCGGUCAGUGGGACAGCCACAUCCACGUCUGCAGAGAAUCCUGUUCCGAACACGAAUGUUUGCUCCACGGCGACGUUGAGCUUGAUAACAAGCUGCGCCACUCAUAAUAUCAGUUCAGAAAACGUGUCGGACACGGGUCUCUCGAGCACAAAGAUGACUUGGAAGCAGACGUCCAAUACAAUCACUCUGUACUAUCAGACAGUCCGCGAAUAUCCAGGUGUUUCCUAUCAAGUAACCAGAAUAAACGACACAAAGUUGCUAUUCAAACUGUUUUUUGAGAAGGACGUAGUAAUACAUCAGCUGGAAUUGACGGCGGAAAUAGAAUGGCCGCCGGUGUGCACCAGGAAUUUCGAAACGAUGGAGAUGGAGUUUACGUUCACGAAACAGAAACGAGUGAUAUGGAAAUCACAGGGUAGCCAAACGAUAUCUAGACAAACGAAUGCGAAUGACCUAACGUAUCGAGAAUACCAAGUACUUACAAACAAACCACUCUCAAAGUUAGUCCAUCUGUUAGUCGUACGAGCAAAAGAUUAUUUUGAGACCGUGCCUGUCGGCAGACAUGUGGAGGCCAAGAUGAACGUCAUGGGGAUGGAAGUGACGCGAUCGUACACCCCAGUUCCGCCGUGCCUUCACCCUGCCGAUGUGGCGUUGAAUUACAAGUCCGAUUGCUUGUGUUUAAUGAUUAAAAAGUAUCCGCAAGGGGCACUUAGUCCGUCCAUCGUCGCCCUUAAAGUCGGCCAGACCCUCUCCCUCAGCAAUUCUAUAGGUGCCUUCGUAGUAGAGUCCUUCGAUCGUUACACUGUCCUUCAUAUGAUAGCCGGUGGCACGGGUUUAACGCCGAUGCUUGGAAUCAUACAGCGAGCUUUGGGUAGACGUAACGUAAAGAGCAUAAACCUUCUCAAUUUUAACAAAGACGAAGACAACUUGUUUUACCAGGCGCAACUGGCACGGGCUAGCACUGAGAGCAAUUCCAGAUUAAAAGUUACACACGUGCUCUCUUUGGAAACCGAAAAUACGUGGACGGGUAGACGCGGCAAGUUGUCUGACGACCUAUUGAAGGAACUGGUCGCGGAAAGCACGCCGGAUGCAUGCAUUUUUAUAUGCGGCCCUGGGGGAUUUGUAGAAGCCGCGAGAAAGUCUCUACAAAAAUUGGACUGGAAACCAUAUCAGAUGUAUGAAUUUGACAAUUAGUCCUGAUCGUUGAAAGUGGAAAUUCUUCCUUUUUUGAUACCAAAAUCACAGAUAUAAAAUCAAUUUCCCUCGUGUCCCGCUACCAAAUUUAGGAAAAAGGAAACUUUUUGGAUAUCUUUAGAGCCCUGUCUCCGCCCAGGUUUAUCAAUGAAAAAUACGUAUCUAAUAUUCCGAGGAUAAUACGAACAAAAAAGAUAUCCCUGUACAAAUAGUUUUCGAUACAAGGAAUUAUACGAAAAGGAAAAUUUUUUUUACACAAAUAAGUUUCGUCUAUUGAUGUCAGCAUGAGUAAAAAAUUUAUUUAUUAUUUGUAAUGAGUAAAAAGUUAUUAUUAAUUUGUUGUAUAACAUUAUUUGUUUCGGAUGUGAAAAAGUGAACAUUCGUAAACUUCCACACUUUGUACUAUAUACUUACGAAUUUGAAAAGAAAAAGAAUAGGAGUAAGGGUCACUGAUGAAAGUCUCUAAAACUUGCGAAGCGAGAAGAAAUUAUUUUUUACAAUACAUUGCCUUUUAAUCUAUCACCCAGAAAAUCGCGCGUGUAUUUUGAACGAUUUUAUUCGAGAAUACGCAAUAAGAUAUUUUCACAGAUUCGAUCAUGGUGCUACACAUUUCUCAAAGCGAACAUCUCCCAAACACGUUUUACAAGAAAAUUUGCGAGCAUAUUUGUAUAAAAGCAUCAACUCUUUUUAUUUUCACCGCGGGCCCUUUCCUUUGGAAACAAAUCGCGUGCCAAACAGGGGCCUUAAUAGUUUCAACAAAUAUUACUAAAUGCAGUGGCCUAUUUUGCAAAAAAUUUCAAAGUUACCCGCGGAUAGUCUUUUACGUAAAAUGUAUUACACAUACGUAUAUAAAGAACGUUGGAGAACCCUUCGAACUAUUUUUAUUGAUCGAACGUAUUUGAACCCAAGAAGAAUACUUGUUUCGUUAAAACGAAUUCGAGUACGGACCACUUUCUGCAUUUACGUACGUGUCAAAUACGCCUAUUCUGUAUGUAUAUGUCUUGUAUAUGUAUGUACAUAGUUGUUACCAGAAAUAAAUGGAUAUUUGAUGGCUCCUGGU
Messenger RNA from Ceratina calcarata, 3355 nucleotides. RefSeq names its product cytochrome b5 reductase 4. Gene Ontology annotation, molecular function: cytochrome-b5 reductase activity, acting on NAD(P)H; heme binding. Gene Ontology annotation, cellular component: endoplasmic reticulum; cytoplasm. The coding region runs from base 682 to 2295 and encodes 537 amino acids. Lineage: Eukaryota; Metazoa; Arthropoda; Insecta; Hymenoptera; Apidae. The transcript is spliced from 11 exons. The record is from RefSeq and is a predicted model, not a curated record. Gene Ontology annotation, biological process: superoxide metabolic process.